CGCUGCCACAUACCCGGAGGAGACCGGAGGGGAAGGAGCGCACUGCCGGAGCCUGUCUGCCGGGAGAGAGACACACAGAGGCACACGGGCUGCUGCUGCUACUGCGCGUAAAGAGGAGGAGCAGAGAGAGAGAGGAGAGGAGAGGAGAAGAGAAGAGAGGGCGGCAGCGGAGAGACGCACAGCUUUCCAGGAGGAGAAGUGGAGAGGAACCACGUUUAUUUUCUCCGGGGCAGUUUUACGCACGGGAACUGGAUCUGAGCCCUAUGAGAAAUACAUUUUUAAUUUGCCCGAGAACUAACUGCUGUUGGGGCUGCACAUAAAAGGGGAACAUUAAAAAUGACUAUUUGCCCUUUUAGAACAGAUUUACGGUUUAAAGACAUUUUACCGAUUUGAAGACCUUUUCUGCUUUACAUUUUCGUUAAGUUUUUUUUUCUCCUUAUGUCCCCUCUGCUUCGGCUCAUUCACCAAGUCAGAUUUUUUUCUUUUUAAUUUUAAUUUGAGUAUUUUAUCUUUCCAAAAUCUUCUCCAACACGCGUUUUGACACUCGGAGGGGACACUUACCCGGACUGUGUGCACCAACAUGGAUUUCGCUGGAAUAAAACUGAGUUUGCAGUCCAGGUCCGGUAGAUUUAACAUUAUAUUGCAUUAACUGCAGGUUUCUGGCGAAACGGAGCAGUGGCAAUAACUCAUAUCAACUGUACAAGUCUAAGCCGUAAUUUUGGACAGCCGCAACCCGGCGAUUGGAUUGUGAUUGCUGCCUUUGAAGGAACUGUCUAAGGACGGAAAAGUUCAGAACCGGAACACUAUUGUUUUUUUUUUCUAGACAAACCAAAUAAGCCAAACAGAAGGAAGGGGAUUUUUUUUUAUUUCUCUUUUGGUUUUUUAACAUCUUGAGGGAAAAGAUGGAUUCGUGUUUAUGGUUGUGUGGAUGUAUUCUGCCGCUUCUUUUGCCUUCAGCAGUAAAAGCUGACGAAGGAGCCUCCGAGCAAUGCGGCGGCUAUUUAGAUGCCAGCGAUGCCGGCUACAUCACCACGCCUGGCUACCCGCAGGAGUAUCCACCUCACCAGAACUGCCACUGGGUCAUCACAGCCCCAGAGCCAUCGCAGCGCAUCGUCCUCAACUUCAACCCGCACUUUGAAAUGGAGAAGCUGGACUGCAGAUACGACUAUGUAGAGAUCCAUGACGGGAACUCGGAGUCAGGCGACCUGCUGGGAAAGCACUGCAGCAACAUCGCCCCUGCACCAAUCAUAUCAUCUGGCCCAUCCCUUCACAUCAAGUUUGUGUCAGACUACGCCCAGCAGGGGGCGGGUUUCUCGCUGCGCUACGAAAUCUACAAAACUGGCUCAGACUGUUCUCGUAAUUUCACCAGCCCCUCAGGCCUCAUUGAGUCUCCAGGUUUCCCCGACAAAUACCCCCACAACCUGGAGUGCUCCUUCAUCAUCAUUGUGCCGCCCAGCAUGGACGUCACCCUCACCUUCCUCACCUUCGACCUGGAGAACGAUCCGCUGCCUGGCAGUGACGGGGACUGCAAAUACGACUGGCUGGAAGUGUGGGACGGACUCCCGGGAGUGGGCCCUCUGAUUGGCCGGUACUGUGGGACCAGGGUACCUCCUGAAAUCCAGUCCUCCACUGGGAUUCUCUCGCUGGCCUUCCACACGGACAUGGCUGUGGCUAAAGACGGCUUCUCCGCGCGGUACAACAUGACGCACAAGGAAGUCAGCGAGACUUUCCACUGCAGCAAUGCACUGGGCAUGGAGUCAGGAAAGAUCACAGACGAGCAGAUCAUGGCUUCGUCGAGUUUCCACGAUGGAAACUGGGUGCCGCGUCAGGCGCGCCUCAACUACAGAGAAAAUGGGUGGACGCCUGCUGAAGACAACAGCAGGGAGUACAUACAGGUGGACCUCCAUACUUUAAAGGUCCUCACAGGCAUUGCCACUCAGGGCGCCAUCUCAAAGGAAACAAAGAACAUUUAUUACGUCACCACCUUCAAGCUGGAGGUGAGCACUAAUGGAGAAGACUGGAUGAUCUACAGGCAUGGGAAGAAUCACAAGGUAUUCCAUGCCAACACCGACCCAACAGAGGUGGUCCUCAACCGGAUCCCUCAGCCGGUCCUGACACGCUUCGUACGGAUCAGACCUCAGACGUGGAAGAACGGUAUCUCGCUACGGUUUGAGCUCUACGGCUGUCAGAUUACAGAUGCUCCCUGCUCAGAGCUGCAAGGCAUGCUGUCUGGGCUUCUCCCUGACUCCCAGAUCUCAGCAUCCUCCAUGAGGGACAUCCACGGCUCGAUGGGGGCAGCUAGGCUGGUCGCCAGCCGCUCGGGCUGGUUUCCUAACCCGACACAACCCAUAGCUGGAGAGGAGUGGCUACAGGUGGAUCUAGGUGUUCCCAAGAUGGUCCGAGGCAUAAUAACGCAGGGUGCCAGAGGGUUGGAGGGCAGCACAAGUUCUGACAAUAGAGCGUUUGUGAGGAAGUACAAACUAGCGCACAGCUUGAACGGCAAAGACUGGAGCUACGUCAUUGACAGCAAAACUGGGUUCGCUAAGAUCUUUGAAGGGAACAGCCAUUACGACACCCCAGAGGUGCGGAGGUUUGACGAGAUAGUCGCACAGCACCUCAGAGUUUUUCCAGAGCGAUGGUCGCCUGCUGGAAUCGGCAUGAGGAUGGAGGUUCUCGGCUGUGACCUGCCUGAAAUCACCACCCUGCCCAACACGGUGACCCCCACCACUCCCAGACUGGAACAGACAACGCCGGCGAUGAGAUCAGCCACAACUCCUUCCCUGUCGGCCGUCUGCGACUUUGAGCAGAGUUUGUGCGGCUGGUCGGCCGAUCCGCACACGGGUGUGAGCUGGUCCCUGCACACAGCCAGAAGCGGCUCAGCUGGACACAACGCUCACGAGACAUGGCAGGACCUGUCCCUGGGAUCAGACAGUUUUUCGGGGAACUACCUCCACCUGGAUGCCGGGGCCCACACCCAGCGCAACAAAGCCAGACUUCUUAGUCCCGAAGUGGGGCCAGAACGAGGUCCUCUCUGCCUCCUGUUCUACUACCAGCUGCAGGGGGAGGCGCAGGGGACCCUGCGGGUCCUGCUGAGGGACAGCGACCAGGAGGAGACCCUGUUAUGGGCGCUAAAAGGCGAGCAGGGGCCCCACUGGAAAGAGGGCCGUACCAUCCUUCCCCAAAGCCCCAGAGAGUAUCAGGUGGUGUUUGAGGGGUUUUUUGAUCACCCAACUCGAGGCCACAUCAGGAUAGACAACAUCCACAUGAGCAACAGCAUCGAACUGGAGCAAUGUGCACAGCCUCUCCCUGCUUUAACUUCAGGCAUUCCCAGGGGUGCCAUAUCUGGGAUGAGGCCCACUAUAGCCGCAGUGAAGGUGCAUCCGGUCCCUGCCUACUGGUUCUAUGUGUUGGUGGGAGGCAUCGGCCUGUUGCUGUUGAUAGGUGUGACUGUGAUGAUGAUUCUCUGCUGCCAGCACUACCACUGGAUGAGCGGGAAGACCGACAGCCACCACCAUCAUCACCACCACCAUUCGGUCAUGUACCGCAACGACCAACCCGCCUAUCAUCAAAGUCCAGAGAGCUACUGCCAGAGCCAAAACCCCAGCUGCAACAUGUUCUGCAGCAACGACCAGAACCACCUCUAUCCGGGAGCCGAUUCGAGCCUGGAGCCCAGGCUCAUCAUCACGCUGGAGAAAGACGACAGCUACGGCUCCCGCUGCUGAAACGACUGGACCACAAGGGCGUCCUGCAGCUUCGAGAGGACAAUCUGGUCAUGAAGAAGACCUAAAAGAGUCUGAUCCUUUCCUUCAAAGAAAAAAAAGGAGUUCAGCAUCAACAGCACUGUUCAGCAAUGGGAAUCUUUAUGGGGGAAGCGCUUCGGCUCCUCUGGUCGAUACCGGAUCAGCGCGCGCCUCCGGGUUUGGUGCCUGAAGAUGGAAAAGCUUCACUUUCCAGUUCUAAUGCUUCAACAGAAUGAUUUUUUGAUGUCCUUCACAGUGUUGCUGAGAGUAAAAUCAGCCUAGAAAAAUUAAUUGGAUCAUCAGUUAAGUAAACCAGACAUGGAUUAUCGAGCAAAUUGUUGGAAAGACUCUGCAUGGAUAUGCGAUUAACAGUGUCGAUGUUCCUCUUUUCUCAGAGAGGUUCACACACAAGUUUGAAGGACUCGUUUGGUUUCAAUGCUUCUUUUGGUCUUAAUGAAGGUGGAGUUGAUUAUUUUCCCAUGUGUCUAGGAAUCUGAGAGGGGGGGAGGACAUAAAAAAGAGGAGAGCACUGGUGUGAUGCAUAGGUACUGAGCAUUAAGGAGGUUAACCACGCCAAGCGGAAAAUGCACCGUUCUCCAAACUUUUUCAAGCCUGACAUGGUACUUUUGGUGUAUUUUGUUUGUUUUUUUCAGCAAACCUAGGAUAUGCCUUUAAUAAAAAUGUGCUUUAAAGCUUUUGCCCCCCCCCCCCCCUCCACAGUUUGAGGUAGUGCUUCAGUGUCAAAUCAAAAUGUCGGGGAUUUCCGUAUGUUGCCUGGAUCUUCUGCCUGUCGGUUAAUGUUGCAAUGUGAAGCCCUGAUGUCCUUCAUACGUUUGACUGAGAGAAUGGAAGAAAAAACAGAACCCAAAGGAAUGUUUCUAACAGUUUUUUUUUCUAUGGUGAACCAAACUUGCACCAAACUCGUUAGUUUUUGUUGGAAUUUAACUUUCCUUUCUCUCGGAUGCACACUCGCCACAGUUUCCAGGUCUGCUUUAAUUCAAGGAAUGAGACCAAACAUGCUGUGAUGAAAAUGACUCUUGCUUGUUACAGGCUGAGUUUCCAUUCAGGAUUUAUUUCUGAUGAGCCAGCUCCCUUUUUAAGAAAUGUCUUAGUAAUGACUACAUCAGCGUCCUACUGGAGGAACUUUUUGCUUUUAUGGCGUUGUGCAGCGACUGUAGGUGUUUCAAGGCAACCGAUCUUAUGGGUAGAGAUAUGAACAGAAGGUUUAAUGCUGUCUUUUUUUUUUUUUUUUGGUCACAUAGAAAUCAAAGGUGAGCAGUUAUGCUCGUAUUUAUAGUAAAUAUCUGUUUGUUCAUCAGUAACAGUAUUUUGUUCUUAUUAUUUAAAAAUGCACACCAGCCUGCCUUUAUCUCUCUCAGAAAAAGACCAUUUGGACAAUUUCCAAGGUUUGGAGAGUGUUUAUAUAUGCAAUCGUUUUAUCCUUUUCAUAUAAAUAUAUGUAUGGAUAUAGCGGAUCUCAAAAGUAUAGACUCUUACAACUUUUUGUGUCAUAAAAGUCAAUGAUUUCACAUUUUUUAUAUCCUGUAGAUUUUAGCUGAAAAAUGAAAAUAUCUGCAAAGUCGGAAAAGUAAAAAAGGGCAGCAGCCUGGUGAACAUGUAUAAACUGAUAUGUUUUUAUCUCUUUUGAUUCUUAAAUUGGUUUGAUUUUUACCCCCCAUCAGAUUAUUUUUCUGUUUAACCAACCAGGAUACGUCUCACAUUAAAGGUGGGGAAGAGUAGAAAUUAUUUAUUGUAGUCACUAUAGUACCUUUACAUUACAGAAACUGGACAUAUUAACAAGGUUGUGCACACUUUUGAGAUCCACUGUAUGAUUUAUUUAAUGUCUGAAAUUAAAAUUGUGUUUAUUUAAGAUUGCAUAAUUGUGCAUGAACUAACAUCUUUCACUGCAUAUUUUUACACUUUAGAUGAACUUUUGGGCAGGUACUACUCAAAAGGCUUCAUCUUCCUUCUUAAGAAUGAGCACUUUUCUUUUAAUUUUACAAGGAUAUUUGUCAUAUUUCCUGUGAGGAUUUUAAUACACACUGGCUGCUG
Messenger RNA from Fundulus heteroclitus (mummichog), 5792 nucleotides. Its product is annotated as neuropilin-2. Lineage: Eukaryota; Metazoa; Chordata; Actinopteri; Cyprinodontiformes; Fundulidae. Gene Ontology annotation, molecular function: semaphorin receptor activity; vascular endothelial growth factor receptor activity. Gene Ontology annotation, biological process: angiogenesis; vascular endothelial growth factor signaling pathway; axon guidance. The record is from RefSeq and is a predicted model, not a curated record. The coding region runs from base 903 to 3722 and encodes 939 amino acids. The transcript has 17 exons. Gene Ontology annotation, cellular component: membrane.